Messenger RNA from Sander lucioperca (pikeperch), 1628 nucleotides. RefSeq lists its product as uncharacterized. The record is from RefSeq and is a predicted model, not a curated record. NCBI's taxonomy places the organism in Eukaryota, Metazoa, Chordata, Actinopteri, Perciformes, Percidae. The coding region runs from base 30 to 1127 and encodes 365 amino acids. The transcript has 10 exons.
UCUGGACAGUCUUAGUAUUCAGCUUCAUCAUGGCUGGACGCCUGCUGUUUGUCUUCCUCAUGUAUUCCUUUCAUGAGGUUCAAGCACAAGCUCUUAUACCACCUAAACUGACAGUGAAUCCAGCGGUGAUCACAGUGACAGAAACAGUCACACUGAACUGUCAGACUCCAUCAUCUGUUUCUGUGUCUCAGUGUUAUUUCUACACUUUAAGUGGAGGAACGGUCAGAGUCCUCUCUUGUCUGCAGACACUGACAGGAACUGAGCUGCUGAAGAUGUCGCAUCGAAGUUUACCUACUGAGGUUCAAGUGAGGUGUUUUUACACUGUAAAUGUUGGAGAGAAAAAUUCUCAAUCUCCAGACAGUGACACAUCCUCCAUCACCAUACACAGUCAAACACCACUGCUGUCUGUUCACCAUUCUUAUGGUGACGAUGUUCUCUUCACCUGCUCUCUGCCUGGAUCUGGUAAUCCUGAUACGAGAUGUAACCUAUACUUUGGAGAAGCAAGUCCAGUUCUAACAACAAACAUCUCGAGGAAAAAGACCUCAAAGAAAGAGUCGUUCUGCCAGUUUACUGUCACAAUUGAUGCUUUGCUGAGUCGUCUACGUUUAGUUCAACAAAGAGAUGCCAGCUGUGAUUACAGUUUGGGAAGUGAACCCAACUCUUUGUCUCCUCGUAGUGAUGGAUACAGCUUGACUGAUAUUGUGGAAAGAGAGUCAAGCAUGACCCCGACAAUGCCAACAUUUAGUAUGACCAAAGGUCUGACUGUUAGCAGGCGUGGCGUUUCCACUCUGAUGACUCCUGUAAAACGAAUGUCAGGUCAAACUGUUGAUAUGCCAAGUAACACUGGUAGUUCCACCUCUACUUACCUAACACCAGUGAAACAAGCACCAGAAACGUGGAUAUUGAAGUUUGUAGCAGUUGUGACUGGUUGUGGAGUCAUUGUUGGCGUCAUCUUGCUGGUUUCUGCAAUUCUCUACAACAAAAAAACUGCAGGUUCUGAGGAAGUAAAAAGUCAAGACCCUCAAAACAAGAACUUUGACACAUACCAUACGUACUACACCAUCGCUGAAGAGUCAGCUGCAUCAGCCCUGAAGGAUAUGGUGUACAGCACCGUGCAGACACACUGAAACAGUUUUAUACUGUAUAGAGAAAGAGAAGCAGACAACCUCAAAGACUAGAGAAAUGUAAAAAUGUAAACCUUGUGUUUAAAGUUGAGUGGUAUAUUCCAGACUAAUGUUAAACAAUUGUAAUGUCUUUUUAUCAGAUCAACCAAAUUGCUGUUUAAGACUGAACCAAACUUUUACAAAAGUUUCCAAGUUUUCCAGUUGGAUGCACUUUUAAAGUUGAGGUUUAUGAUGUACAAAGCACAGCUUGGUUUCCAAACUGCAUUUCAAUUUAGCUUUAUUUUAGAUCAAGAUUAAACAUGCAUUUAGUUUUACUCAUAUAUAAUAUAAUAACUAAAACGAAAGGUCACUCGUGUUUGUAAUUGUUUUGUUUUCUAAUGUGUUUUGUUUAAUGUUGGUCAUAUUUUUUAACUUACUGAUACUGUACACACUGUAUGCCCACGGCCUCCCAAUAAUACCAUAACUUGUAAUGCUUUGUAUUGUUCAUUUACAUAUCUCACACAC